AUGAGUGCGCAAAACGACCUUGCCGCAUUGAACGCCAAACUCGAGUCCCUGAUUGAACUCGUCAGCCGCGCCGUACCGGCCAGUGCGAAGGAGCCUGACUGGUCUGCCGCCGAGGCCUUUGUCUGGAUUCCCGAGCCGGGCGACCUGCACGCGGUGGAGAAAGUAAACCGUGUCGAUAUUGCACUGCUGUGUGCCGUUUCCCAUGUUCGGGACCUGUUGCUCGACAACACCAGACGUUUCGCGGACGGGCUCCCGGCCAACAAUGCCCUUUUGUGGGGCGCGCGCGGCAUGGGUAAAUCGUCAUUGGUGAAGGCUGCGCAUGCGGCGAUCAACCGGGAAGACGAUUCGAGCAGUCUGAAACUUAUUGAAAUACACCGGGAAGACAUCGAAUCGUUGCCGAAGCUCAUGGCCCUGAUCCGCUCCGCACCUUUCCGGUUCAUCAUCUUUUGCGACGAUCUCAGUUUUGACAAUGAUGAUACAUCCUACAAGUCGCUCAAGGCUGUUCUGGAAGGCGGCAUCGAAGGACGUCCGGAAAACGUCAUUUUCUAUGCAACAUCAAACCGUCGACAUUUGUUGCCCCGCGACAUGAUCGAGAACGAACGCUCGACCGCGAUCAAUCCGGCAGAAGCGGUUGAGGAAAAAGUCUCCCUGUCCGACCGUUUCGGUCUCUGGCUCGGCUUUCACAAAUGCAGCCAGGAUGACUAUCUCGACAUGGUGCGCGGGUAUGCCGCUCACUACGGACUGGAAAUUCCCGAAGAUGACAUGCGCUCGCAGGCGCUGGAAUGGUCCACGACCCGCGGCAGCCGCUCAGGACGGGUCGCCUAUCAGUACAUACAGGAUCUUGCCGGCCGUCUCGGCAAGGCUCUGACAUGA
Messenger RNA from Effrenium voratum, 873 nucleotides. The record is from the annotation of a GenBank genome assembly. NCBI's taxonomy places the organism in Eukaryota, Dinophyceae, Suessiales, Symbiodiniaceae.